Messenger RNA from Suncus etruscus (white-toothed pygmy shrew), 1150 nucleotides. RefSeq names its product death associated protein kinase 2 (gene DAPK2). The record is from RefSeq and is a predicted model, not a curated record. Gene Ontology annotation, molecular function: ATP binding; protein serine/threonine kinase activity. Gene Ontology annotation, cellular component: cytoplasm; nucleus. Gene Ontology annotation, biological process: intracellular signal transduction; positive regulation of apoptotic process; protein phosphorylation. The transcript has 11 exons. Bases 8 to 1120 code for a protein of 370 amino acids. NCBI's taxonomy places the organism in Eukaryota, Metazoa, Chordata, Mammalia, Eulipotyphla, Soricidae.
GGGUCAGAUGCUCCAGGCCUCUAUGAAGAUUCCAGUUAUGGAGACAUUCAAGCAGCAGAAGGUGGAGGACUUCUAUGACAUCGGCGAGGAGCUAGGGAGUGGCCAGUUUGCCAUAGUGAAGAAAUGCCGGGAGAAGAGUACCGGACAGGAGUAUGCAGCCAAGUUCAUCAAGAAACGACAGAGCCGGGCCAGCAGGCGGGGCGUGUGCCGGGAGGAAAUUGAGCGAGAGGUGGGGGUCCUGCGGCAGCUGCUGCACCCCAACAUCAUCACACUGCACGACGUGUACGAGAGCUGCACAGAUGUGGUGCUCAUCCUGGAGCUGGUGUCUGGAGGGGAGCUCUUUGACUUCUUGGCCCAGAAGGAGUCACUCAGUGAGGAGGAGGCCACCAGCUUCAUUAAGCAGAUCCUGGAUGGGGUGAACUACCUUCAUGCCAAGAAAAUCGCCCACUUUGAUCUCAAGCCAGAAAACAUUAUGCUGUUAGACAAGGAUAUUCCCAUCCCACACAUCAAGCUGAUUGAUUUUGGCCUGGCCCAUGAAAUAGAAGAUGGAGUUGAAUUUAAGAACAUUUUUGGGACGCCAGAAUUUGUUGCUCCGGAAAUUGUGAACUAUGAGCCCCUGGGAUUAGAGGCAGACAUGUGGAGCAUAGGCGUCAUCACCUACAUCCUCCUGAGUGGAGCAUCCCCUUUCCUGGGAGACACGAAGCAAGAGACACUGUCAAACAUCACAGCAGUGAGUUACAACUUUGAUGAGGAAUUUUUCAGCCAGACCAGUGAGUUGGCCAAGGACUUCAUCCAGAAGCUGUUGGUGAAAGAAACACGGAAACGCCUCACCAUCCAGGAUGCCCUCAGACACCCCUGGAUCAUGCCGGUGAACAAUCAGCAAGCCAUGGUACGCCGUGAGUCCGUGGUCAACCUAGAGAACUUCAAAAAGCAGUAUGUGCGCCGGCGCUGGAAACUCUCCUUCAGCAUCGUCUCACUGUGUAACCACCUCACCCGCUCCCUCAUGAAGAAGGUGCAUCUGAGACCCAGCGAGGACCUGAGAAAUUGUGAGAGUGACACGGAGGAGGAGAUUGCCAAGAGGAAAGCAUUGCACCCUCGCAGAAGGAGCAGCACCUCCUAAUGGAUCAGAUUCAUGUGGCCUCAGGGAGUC